AUGUUGACCAGCACACUGCUUCCAGUCCUGGAAGAUCUUUUGCCAUUGUUUUUGCCCAGUUCAGUUUCUGUGACCAGGGCUCAUGACGUGCUGCCCCCGUUUGAGUAUCACAUCGACCGGAGUGACCCGCGCGUGCAGGUGUUCAGCAGAGAUGCAGUUGUCAAGCAGAGUGAUAAAAUCUGCACUUCGAUCCUCAUCCUGAAACCCACCACCUCCUCAACAAUCCGCCACCACGGCGAGCAAGACACAAUAAUCUACGUAGUCUCUGGUUUCGGUCUCCUUCUAUCCCAACCCAAAUCGGGCGAGGACUUAGACAGGAGGCAGAUCGGCCCUGGGGACUUUGCCUACAUUCCAGCGUGGAUGGAACACCAGUUUCAGAACACAAGCGACCAGGCCGAUUUGCACCUAGUCAUCAUCCGGAGCGGCGGGGCGCCUGUCGAGGUCAGUCUUACGGAUUGGGGCGGGUCGCGAUUAGAUCCGGAGGAGUGA
Molecule: messenger RNA, 489 nt
Organism: Thermochaetoides thermophila DSM 1495
Lineage: Eukaryota; Fungi; Ascomycota; Sordariomycetes; Sordariales; Chaetomiaceae
Exons: 3
Coding region: 1-489 (162 amino acids)
Source: RefSeq, a predicted model, not a curated record